Drosophila subpulchrella is the source of this 2883-nucleotide messenger RNA. RefSeq lists its product as uncharacterized. The transcript is spliced from 6 exons. Gene Ontology annotation, molecular function: potassium ion leak channel activity. Gene Ontology annotation, cellular component: membrane. NCBI's taxonomy places the organism in Eukaryota, Metazoa, Arthropoda, Insecta, Diptera, Drosophilidae. The record is from RefSeq and is a predicted model, not a curated record. Gene Ontology annotation, biological process: potassium ion transmembrane transport; stabilization of membrane potential. Bases 258 to 2453 code for a protein of 731 amino acids.
ACCAAAAAUAAACCGAUUUCCCGAGAGAUCCGUGGAGAGUCCAUCUGUGUGGACGCGAUCCUCAGUAAGAAUUUGUGGGUCGUACGGAUCGGUGCGUCGGUUCUUUGUGCGGAUCGAAUCGGUUCGGGGCAAAUAUACAGCAUGGAAUGUAAAUUGGAAAACUAAAAAAGUUUCCCUCAGUGCGAAUCAGAACGCGAUCUGCAAUCGCCAGCCGAGCGGUAAAUUAGCCCAGGGAAGGAGACCAGAGGAGGGUGGCCAUGUCGGGUAGGCGGGCCCAAUCUCUGCCGGCGCACAUGAUGGAGCCAGCGAAGCCGGAACGCGGACGCUGUGUGGCUGCCAUCUGCUUCUCGUGGAAGGUGCUCACCUGCAUUGUGUCCCAUGUGCUGCUCGUGGCCCUCGUCGUUUCCUAUUGCGUGGGCGGUGCCUACCUCUUCCAGCACCUCGAACGACCCCACGAACUGGAGGUCAAGCGAGACAUACAGAAUCUUCGCUUUAAUCUCACGGAGAAUAUCUGGCUUCUGUCAGACGAUGCAGUUGUCCUGCGGGAAAGCGACUGGAUGGCCAAUGUCAGCAAGCAUCUGGCCAACUUUGAAAAGCAGAUCCUUACGGCCAUCAAGGCAGACGGUUGGGAUGGCGACGAGGAUCUGCGGAAAUCCCAGUGGACCUUUGCUGGAUCCUUGUUCUACUCCAUCAUAGUGAUAACUACCAUAGGCUAUGGCCACAUAUCGCCGCGCACGGAUUGGGGCAAGGUGACAACGAUUUUCUACGCCAUCGUGGGCAUUCCGCUGAUGCUCAUCUGCCUGUCCAACAUUGGAGAUGUCAUGGCCACAUCAUUCCGGUUUUUAUACUGGAGAAUUUGCUGCUAUGUGUGCACCCGCACGGCCAAACGUCCGAGGAAUGCCCGCUCCCGGCAGAGAUCCAUGCGCUCCCAACGCCACACUCGUUCCCAACCGCCACCCUCGUUCCGGCGGUCCAUGAAGAUGACCCAAAGAUCGGGAAAUGACUCAGGUCUAGGUCCCUCCAUGGGUCAUGCCUACUCCGAUCCGGAACUGCGCACCAUGGGCAGAGGUUAUGACGACCGGGAGUUCGGGCAUCGCAGCAGCGGAGGUGGACGCAGUCGCCGCCAGCAGCAGCAGCAUUCGCACCACGAUCCUCGCCAGCGGCACACCAUAUACGGGGAUGAGUACGAAACCCAGACCCUGAAUCGGUCCAAUCGCUACAGCAGCCGGCAGAGGCAGCGGGAUCGGAUGAGGGACAGGCACACGGUGGAGAGGGAGCGCUAUUCCCGGUCCCACUUGGACGCUGGUUCAAUUGAGGACUUCAGCGACAUGCCACUUCCCGCCAAAAGAGCCGCCAGUGUGCGUUCGGUUCGGUCGCCGCACAAUCAGGAAUCCUCGAAAGCUUCCAGGGAACUGCAUCGCCUUCACUCGGCUCCUGGGAGAAGCAGGGCCAAGUCCGUGGAUCCGAGGCACGUUUCAUCGCACUACGAAGAUGUGGAUGAGGAUGUGGUGAGGAAAACGCCCAUUAUACCAAAUAGAUACGCUCUGGAUGAAUUCGGUGGCGGUGGCAAUAGAAGACAGCCGGCGCCAAGGAGCCAGUCCAUGCCGAGAUCUGCUCACCAGAGGCAGCGCCAGAGGGAUCGGGAACGAGAGCGAUCUCCGCAACCACCACCUCAGAGUUCCCAUCGCCAGAAUAAUAAUGGCAGAAGAGCUGGAAGCCUGGGCAGGCAAUCCUCUCGAUAUGGCAACCAUCUCGAACUGCCCGACUACGAUGCUCCACCGCCAGGAAGGGAUCAUCGCCGGGAUAGGCGCGGCCACUCCCAAGGACGCUACGAGGACUAUGUGGAGGAGAGCUUCGAUGAGGGAUCUCUUUAUGAAGACAACAACUACGAGGAUUAUCCAACGGAACGGCGUCACUCCAGGAGUCGGGAGCCCAGGAGGAAUCGGCGCAGGGAACGAGCCGAACGUUUGCCUCCAUCCCCGAGAAUCAUGUCGCCCAUGGGUUUUCCAGUGCAGCGGCAAAUCCGUCGACGUCCCAGCUACGAUUAUGAUGACGAUGACUCCAUGUGCGGGGAUGAGUACGGCGACUAUGGUGAUCUGCUGCCCAAAGAUCGCCCCGUGCCCAUUUGGCUGUGCGUCUUUUUGGUGGUUAGCUAUAUCCUCGGCGGAGCUGCUCUGUUUGCCUACUGGGAGAACUGGUCUUUCCUGGAUUCCGCUUACUUUUGCUUUAUCACGCUGACCACGAUUGGAUUUGGUGACUUUGUCCCCGCCAAAGGAGUCAAGGAUGAAUCGGAGCAGUCCAUUGCCUAUUGCUCGCUAUAUCUGCUCUUCGGCAUUGCCUUACUGGCCAUGAGUUUUAACCUUGUGCAGGAGGAGUUUAUUGCCAACGUUAAGGAGGUUGCCCGUCGACUGGGUAUUCUCAAAGAUGAUGACGACGAGCAGGACGAAGAUUAAUAGAUAGUUAGGGUAUUGACAGAUAUAAAACUCUUUUGUUCUUUACAUUUUGAGAAGGAUAAUUUAAAGAAAACUUAUCACUAUGAAAAUUAAUAAACUUAGGGUUACGGUUAUUUAACUUAAUUACAAGUUUUAAAAACGAAACUUCAACGAAUCUGAAUUCUCCAAAGUAAAAUAAUGGUCACAUCGUAUUGAAUUAAAGUGAUUGAUUUAGAUGCUCGGUUGUUUCUUUCAUUACAUGUAGUCGCAAAAAAUAUUUUUGAAAUCUUAAAAUUUUUAUAUCGCACUCAAAGUGAGUCCUCAACCUUGAACCUGCACUCGAACUGAAGCCUCAAGGUUUCGUUAACUUUACAUAGCAUACUAAGUUUAUUUAAUAAUAAAUGUACGAAAUUCAAAAGAUUGAUAUACAGAUUAAAAAGAAUAUCCAGAA